CUACUACAUUCUUUACACUUCACAAGCUUCCGUGACCAAAAAUCUCAGUUUCUCUCGUGUGGUCGUAGCAAACCCUAGAUCGAAUAAUGUCUGGAGGGUACGGUCAUGAUGGCGGAGGUGGUUCUGCGCCAUCUUCCUAUGGAGCUAGUGGUGGAUACGGUUCAACCGGUGGUUACGGAGGUGGCGCAGGUGGAAAUUAUGGAGGAGGCAGCGCUGGUGGUUAUGGCGGGAAUGAAAGCGGCGGUGGUUACGGAGGGAAAGGUAGCGGAAACGGUGGUGGCGCCGGAUAUGGAGGUGGCGAUGGUGGAGGUGGAGGUUAUGGCGGAAGGAGUGGAUACGGUGGAACCGAUGGAGGGGGAUAUGGUGGAAGAGGCGGCGGUGGCAGUAGGGGAAGUGGUGGAUAUGGAGGUCGAGGUGGUGGUGGUGGAUUUCAAGGCGGAGAUCGCGGUGGUAGAGGUGGUGGUGGCCGUGGUGGCCGCGGUGGAGGUGGAAGUGGCAGAGAUGGAGAUUGGCGUUGCCCUAAUGAAAGUUGUGGGAACGUGAACUUUGCCAGAAGAAAUGAGUGUAACAAGUGUGGCACUCCAUGUCCUACCAGCGGUAAUGACCGCAGUGGCGGUGGUAGUGGUGGUGGAUAUAAUAGAGGAGGAAGUGGCGGGGGAUAUGGCAGUAACCAAGGCGGUAGAUCUGGGAACUACGAUGGAGGUAGAACUAAUGACUAUAACGGUGGAAGGAGUAAUAACAAUGAUGGCCGUGGUGGAGGGAGCAAUAGGGGUGGCUCAUAUGGUGGUGGUAAUCAAGGCAGAGACGAUGGGGGCUAUGGUCAAGCUCCUCCUCCUGCUGCUGCUCAGUCUUAUGGUGGUGGUGGAAACUACCCUCCUACUUAUGGUGGGAAUGCAAAUUAUGGAACAGAUGCUGUUCCUCCACCCACAAGCUAUACUGGUGGACCUAAUUCAUAUCCUCCUUCAUAUGGAGGGAACACUGGUGGUUAUGGUGGAGAUAAUCAAGGUGAUGCACGGAGUGGUGGUAGGGCUGCACCUCCAGCUGGGCACGACAGUGGUAAUCGUGGUGGAUUUGGUGGAGCUCCUUCUGAGUCAGCAGCUCCAGUGAAGCAGUGCGAUAAGAAUUGUGGAGAUACAUGUGACAACUCUAGAAUCUACAUCUCAAACUUACCACCCGAUGUGACUGUUGAUGAAUUGCAACAACUUUUUGGAGGCAUUGGACAAGUUGGAAGAAUUAAGCAGAAGAGGGGUUAUAAAGAUCAAUGGCCUUACAACAUAAAGAUUUAUACCGAUGAGAAUGGAAAAAACAAGGGUGAUGCAUGCCUUGCUUAUGAAGAUCCCUUUGCAGCUCACUCUGCUGGCGGUUUUUACAACGACUAUGAUUUGAGGGGUUACAAAAUCAGUGUUGCAAUGGCAGAGAAAUCUGCACCAAGGGCUCCACAAGCAAAUAACCAUGGGGGCAAUAGGGGUGGCUAUGGUGGAGAUAGGCGCAGAGACAAUUCAGGCCCUGAUCGACGGGAUCAUUAUAGUGGGAAUCGGUCACGCCCAUACUAGAGAUUUGUGAUUAAACGUUUUAUGUAUACUGUGGUCUGAGGGAUUUAUUAUUUCAGUUGGCUGGUAUCUUGAACUGGAUGCUAAGAGGUAGGUUGUUCGCUUACUCUGAGCAAGACCUCUUCGCUCCUCUGCUUUUUCGUUUAUUAGUAGGGGGUUGAGUUUUUAGUUGGGGAUUAAUUUGAUUAUGUGAAUGUUUUUAUAGAGGCAUGUGGAUAGUCUCCAAAUAAUCGCUGCUAAAGUAGGUUGAUUAUUACAGGUGAGUGCUGCUUUCAUGAAAACAUGCUUUAUACUUGCUUGAUAUUAAACCAUGUGUCAUUAUGUGGAUAAAUGCUUGCAUCCCUGGCUCAUCCCAUGUGGCAUCUGGUACAAGCAGGUGAUUGCAUUAAUGAAUAGAAUACUGUAUAUCAGUCAUAUUUUGAUGGAUCAAUUAUCCCAUUUAGUUA
Messenger RNA from Lathyrus oleraceus (garden pea), 1996 nucleotides. Its product is annotated as transcription initiation factor TFIID subunit 15b. The coding region runs from base 87 to 1553 and encodes 488 amino acids. NCBI's taxonomy places the organism in Eukaryota, Viridiplantae, Streptophyta, Magnoliopsida, Fabales, Fabaceae. The record is from RefSeq and is a predicted model, not a curated record. The transcript is spliced from 6 exons. Gene Ontology annotation, molecular function: RNA binding.